Molecule: messenger RNA, 840 nt
Organism: Penaeus chinensis
Lineage: Eukaryota; Metazoa; Arthropoda; Malacostraca; Decapoda; Penaeidae
Exons: 2
Coding region: 54-647 (197 amino acids)
Cellular component (GO): extracellular region
Molecular function (GO): chitin binding
Source: RefSeq, a predicted model, not a curated record
UGCUCAUCUUCCCUUCUGACUUCUUCUCUCUUAAGAAAACAGCUGUUGUCAAAAUGGCCAAGUCGCUGCUGCUUCUAUCGUUUGCCCUUGGAGUUGUCUACGCGGAUGUAGGAUACAACCUGCCCGCUCCUCCCGCCCCAGGAUACUCGUACGGCGCCCCGGACCUCAGGGCCGACGCCUCCACUCUCGACCAGCAGGAACAGGACCCCAUCGCCGCCCUGGCCGCCAACAUCCCCGGCGGAGGCGUCCCUGGCGAGGACUACCCCAUCCUGGCCUCCGUCCCCGACACCGGCUUCUCGUGCGAGGACCAGGAAUUCCCAGGCUACUAUGCUGACACCGCCCCGGAGGCCAGCUGCCAAGUGUUCCACAUCUGCCAGUUCGACGGCCGCCACGACGCCUUCCUGUGCCCCAACGGCACCAUCUUCAACCAGCAGUACUUCGUGUGCGACUGGUGGUUCAACGUGGACUGCGCCGCGUCCGAGCAGUUCCGAAGUCUCAACGCGGACAUCGGCAAGAUCCCCGAAGACGCCGCUGCCUCCGUCCGCAACGACGUCGUGGCACCCAACCAGCUCUAUGGCACUCCCGAGGAGCGCCAGGCACCCCCACCAACUCCUUCACAGUCCUACGGCAGACCAAACAGGUUCUAAAUGCAAAUUGGAAAUAAGGACAGGCAACAGAUCCAAGCGAAUGCAUUUUCUAUUUAUUAGUGUUUACGUCUCCCACUUUCUCUCUUUUCCAUUGUAUAUAAGCUUCCCUCCCAUUUCUUUCUGCUAUUCGAAAAAUGUGAUAUCGAGCUUGAAUUUGAAAGAUACUCCAAAAUUAUAUUAUAUUUAAAGCGCA